AUGAAAAAGAAAUACAAGCUAAACUUUACCGAAUGCAAUAGCCAUACAAUGCUAUCUGUGAAUAUUGACGGAAAUUUAUUCCAACUUAUCCCGACCUAUCUGAAUAGUACGAGCUGGAAGAACGAUGCAGAUAAGUUUGUAUCAUUUUUGAGCAGUCUAAAUCCAACCAGCUUCUGUAUUAUGGGAGAUCUAAAUGCAAGAAUAGGUGAACAACAAGUCCUGGACGAAAAUAUAAUCAGGGACCAACCUCAUAUAAAUGUAAUUAGGUGCUCUAAAGAUAAGAAUAUAAAUACACAAGGGAGACGGCUUUUGAAUAUGAUUGAGGACAUAGGUGGUAUUGUGGUAAAUGGAAGGACUUUAGGUGAUUUGGAUGGAAAACUUAGUUUCUUUGGUGUAAUGGGAAGCUCAUUGAUAGAUUACUGCAUUUGCUCAUCUGAUUUGUUGCAAUAUAUUGAGAAUUUUGCAAUACUUGCUAAGCCGUUUUCAGACCACAUGCCCAUCUGUCUCCAGCUUAAAAUCCCAAAGCAUUCUAGCAAUGUGACUAAACAGAAUGAUACUAGAAGACUUUAUUGGAGCGAUAGAAAUAUGACUCAAUACGGGUUAAAUCUGGGUAACACCCCAGUGAAUGGAUACUACCGUGCAGAUAUGUCUGUGGACGACAUGAUCUGCGGUAUAACGCAAAAGAUUAGACAGGCACAUGUCAAAAACACAAACAGGAAAUUUUUUGAGCCUAAACAGCCGUGGUUUGAUUGGACAUGCUUCCGUUUGCGUUCAGUAAUGCGCAGGAACCUUAAAGCGUUUAGGGCUCUCCAUACUGAUGUUAAUAAGAAAAGAUAUUAUUCAUCGAGAACCAAGUUUCAAAGACUAUGUAGUAGGAAGAAAUUGGAAUAUUAUAAUGAGAACCUCAGAAGACUGGACAGAGUAACGAGUAGCAAGGAUUGGUGGAACUUGUCGAAUUCAUUGAAGAAUAGAUCACAAAAUUCAAAAGGAAAUCUUAAUGCUGAUGAUUACAUGGUACAUUUUAAGGCAUUACUACUUAACCGAAAGGAAUCCGAGAACAUACACUGGUGUUUGCCUUAUUACGUCGACCCAUUCCUUGACUCUCCCUUUGAACUGUGUGAACUAUUCUUUGUUAUUAAAGGGCUUAGAAGAAAUAAGUCUCCAGGGCUGGAUGGAAUCCCUUAUGAGUUCUAUAAAUACGCUCCUCGCAAUUUUCUAGAAGAAAUAUUGGCUGUCUUCAACACUAUAUUCCUUAAUGAAAGGAUUCCGUUAUCUUUCAGAGAAUCUACCUUGAUACCGUUGUUUAAAAAAGGUGACGUUAACAUUGCGGCUAAUUAUAGGGGACUCUCACUUCUAAACACUAACUUCUCCAAUAUGUAA
Messenger RNA from Stomoxys calcitrans (stable fly), 1380 nucleotides. RefSeq lists its product as uncharacterized. Lineage: Eukaryota; Metazoa; Arthropoda; Insecta; Diptera; Muscidae. The record is from RefSeq and is a predicted model, not a curated record. The coding region runs from base 1 to 1380 and encodes 459 amino acids. The transcript is spliced from 2 exons.